AUGUUGGUUAAUCGUACCGAACAAAAAGGAGGUGAGAACGCCGCCCCAGGGGACGCGAACAGCGGCACCAAGAAACGGAAAAAGGUUCAGCUCGUGCUCGGCGGCCUGACCAUGAACUCCCCCGACACGGCGACUCAGUCGUACAGCCCCCCUGACGUCCAUGAUUUCCCCAUGGCUCCCACGUCUUCGUCCAAAAUGAAGGUGAUGGUACAGCAUGAGGUCAAGGGGCCCAUUCCUCGAAGGGACAGGUCUAGGUCCCUCUGCGUCGAAAAACUGCCCACGUUUCACAAGCAGCCCCCGAGCCCUGUGUUUAAUGUGAAAUUCCGCCAUCUCGGCACUGCCAAAGCGAACGCCAUCCUCGGUCGACGCGGCUCCGAGUCAUCUGGAGCUGUCGCGGAUAGACUAUCCGUUCAGGCAGCCUAUGCAUGUUCAUCCGCCACCGAUCUCGCCGCACGGAGAGGUGUCUUCAGUCGUCGACACUAUGGUUCCGUCGAAAUGCUUGCUUCCUGUGAUGGAGAUAGUGAGAACGUUGUCAGACGAUUCCGCGUCGAGACCGGUGAACGCUCCGACAAGGAGGAGAACUCCUCUUUAGGCUCUUCUGGAGUGUCGGCAGCUUCGCCCGGGUCGCACUUCCGUCGGGUGCCAACUGACGAAGCUCUUAAACUGUUCGGAUCCCCGAGCACCCCCGUUCUUGAGAAUCCAGAGUAUCAGACAAGAUGGUACUUCAAGUAUUUCCUCGGCAAACUUCACCAAAACUACGUUGGAGCCGACGCUGAAAAAAACCCUUUUUUCCUGUCCGUCGUCUUGACCGACGCGAAUUCUCAAGGCACUCAACAGUACAGAGCGAUUCUCUGGAGAAAGACGGGGGCGCUGCGGAUUUGUCUUUCACAUAGCCCCAGCAAACCAUUGACUGUGAAAUCUAUUCUCAGCAACUUCGAGACGCUGGACAGGGUCGAGAAGGGCCCCAAAGAAAUUUUCUCCCCCGAUAUCCAGAAGGACCUCCUGCUUCUCGAAGAACAAGAAGGCUCCGUCAACUUCAAGUUCGGUGUACUAUACGCUCUAGCAGGCCAGACGACCGACGACGAGAUGUUCAGCAAUGAGAGCGGCAGCAAGGACUUCGAGAAACUCGUCAGUUUACUCGGGGAUAGAGUGCGUCUCAGAGGAUGGGACAAAUACCGAGGAGGCUUGGACGUGAAGGGAGACAUGACCGGCAAACAAUCAGUAUAUACCAUUUACGAGGGACACGAGAUCAUGUUCCAUGUCUCAACCCUACUGCCUUACUCGAAGGACAACCGACAACAGGUGGAACGCAAACGACAUAUCGGCAACGAUAUAGUGAAUAUCAUUUUCUUAGAAGGAACCCAUGAAGACCAUAUCAACUUCAAACCAUCGAUGAUCAAAUCUCAAUUUACUCACAUCUUCGCCGUCAUAUCGUACGACCGGAGUGAAGACGCUUUCCGUUUAUCGCUGUUUUCCGAAGAAUCUGUUCCUCUCUUCGGGCCGACGCUCCCAUGUCCUCCACUGUUCCACAACCAUCAAGAAUUCCGAGAAUUUCUGCUCGUCAAAUUGAUAAAUGGCGAGAAGGCAGCUUUCAACACACCGAUCUUCGCCCAGAAAAGAGAGCGUACUUUGGAUAUGCUCAUCAAGGAUCUCUACCACGAACACAUGUCAGACCGAGGGACGAUGCUAAACCGACGGGCGUUCUCCGAUGUCCUUCCUGAAACGCCUCGUGGAUCUCGAAGGAAGGAGGAAGCACGUCAGGUGGAGUUCGUUCGAAUCGGACAGGCACUGAAGCUGGAUACGAUAGUCAAAGGCGAUGCUCCGACGUCAUUAGCCACAACGUCACUCUUUAAGAGAGAGCCCUGGGAGCCUCAAUGCUUCUAUCCAGACUUCCCCUUCGAUGUGGUGUGUGGAGAUUCUUGGGGCGAAAAUCGCCUCAUCCUCGCGACUGAAUCAGGCAUCUUUGUUAUCGAAGAGGGACUUCAACAUCGAAUGAUUUUCGACAAGAGCGUACAAGUGAAACAGCUGUCCGUCAUCGAAGCACACGGGAUCCUCCUGAUCAGAACAGAACGCGGUCGAGACUCCCGAAUUCACGUGUUCCGGUUAUCAGACUUCGACCUGGAUCCCUCCCUGGUCGUUCCGAAAACUCGUCAUGACAUUCGAGAACACCGGCUCGAACGGACUAAGGGAUGCCACCUGUAUUCACUGAGUAGACCCGGGGGAGGUCAUUUAAGAGUGGCUGUUUGCAUUGGACGCAAAAUCGUCAUCAUGCAAUGGAAACACUCAGCCGCGUGGACUGCAUGGUGUGCGGCAUCCGAUACCGAUACCAUCGAAGGAUUUGUCUACACAAAGGAACUGAAUGUGAAUGAGCCGCCAGUGGUUUGCACUCUCGUAGACAGCGUGUCUCCAAGUACAGACAACCAGAUUUGCAUCGGUUACCGACAUCAAUUCGAUCUUGUAAAUGAAAAAACCGGGGACACUAUACGACUGCACAAUCUGGAUAAAGUGGAGAAAGUUCACCUCGUGACGGCCUUGGACAUAUACGAAGACGACGAAGCCGAGGUCUUGCUCUGCUACAACCACACGACGCACUUCAAGAAGCUCCAAGAAGAUAACACGAACGCCUUCGAUUUUCAAUGGAAUGCCAUACCCGAGGCAGUCGUUUGCGUCUUUCCCUACAUCAUGGGAUUCAAUUACGACAGCAUCGAGAUCCGGCUUAUCAUCAAUGGGAACCUGGUGCACAACCUCGCAAUGCCGAAACUCAAGCUGAUCACAUCGAAGAGCGACAUUUUCUUCGUUUCUACAGCACCUGAAUUCUUCCAAGUACGAAAAGAUACGAAAGUCCGAGAGGACUGUCACAAUGCCCUGCAGCAAACGAACAGCUCAGCCCAGCAAGCCUCGCAAGCCGGUCUUUUCAACAGGGACUCGUCGAUUUCACCGCCCUCGUCGCCACACUCGACCGGUAGCACUGGUUCAAACGAUGGUGCAAAACCUCUACGGAUAUACAGGAUUUCGUUCAGCGGUUUGACUGGUUUCGCAACUCCGAGCGAACGUAGAUGUCCCACCCCGUCUCUGCCUUCGCCGGCGCCUUUCAUGGGUGCCACACCGCAGAAUAACUACUCGCAGCCCUAUUUGUCGCCGGACUUUCAGGAGGGCUGUGGAAGCCGUCCGAGCCGUAGCGCGUGUGCAUCUCCUGUUCCUCCUCUACGCUCGAUAUCUCCGUGUGGCGCAGCCACUUCGAAACGUAACCUCAUGCAGAACGCCAGCUCUAACAGCUCCGACUCGGGUCUUGGCAAGAGUUUAGGCUCCAGCCCCCCUGCAAGCCCGUUCCCAAACAAAGACCAUUGA
Messenger RNA from Galendromus occidentalis (western predatory mite), 3348 nucleotides. Its product is annotated as GTPase-activating Rap/Ran-GAP domain-like protein 3. The transcript is spliced from 21 exons. Lineage: Eukaryota; Metazoa; Arthropoda; Arachnida; Mesostigmata; Phytoseiidae. Bases 1 to 3348 code for a protein of 1115 amino acids. Gene Ontology annotation, biological process: regulation of small GTPase mediated signal transduction. Gene Ontology annotation, molecular function: GTPase activator activity. The record is from RefSeq and is a predicted model, not a curated record.